AUGGACCCGGCACCACCACCCGAACAGGGCCCGCCUUCAGCUCCGAACGUGUGGAGUGAUCCGCGCCUGGCCAAGGGCACAUUGGCCAAGCUUUGGGAAAGUGAGUCAUCCUUGAGGGCACGAAUGAUGGAUCAGGACUUCCCCUACUUGACUCGCUGGGUCACAAACCCGAAGACCAAGAAUGUGGCAAUAGGAAUCCCAUCGGUGAAAGCCAUGGGAUUGAACGUCACCGCCUUGGAAAAGCUUGCGGAGUGGUACUGCCCGGUGCAACCCAUCGCAAAAUGCGUCAACAUCAACGUGAUGAGGAGGGAGGACCCAAAUCUGGAGAACUUUUUCGCCAUCCUCGAGCGUCACUGGGCUGAGUCUGGACCCAUUGCCAACGAUGGCUAUGACGAUGCGUGUGAUUCUGACCCGGACGAUGAGGACACUGACCCAGUGGUACCCGAAAGCACAAGUAUGGAUAUGGUGGACACUGUGCCCAUGGAUACCCAAGAUAUGACCGCAGCUGAGAGUGUUGUGGAGAAUGCCAACGCGGCUAAGUCCUGUGAGGCUGUGCCCAUGGAGCCCAAGGAUACCUACAUACCUGCAGCUCCUGUGGAGGAAACCUCCAGUCAGUUGCUUAAGGCUGGGCCUUUGAAGACCCAAGAUGUGCUUGAAGCUCACGCGGAAGAAAAUGAAAAGGAAAAGCUGCUCAAGGCACGAACUUUGAUUCUUGGUGAGUCGCCGUCAGGCAAAGGCUUUGGGCUUUCUGGGGGACCACCGGCGGGGGAUGCCGGGCCUGCCUCUGGUGAAGUUGCCCAGCAUGCUGGGCAGAAAGAGGAGACCGUGGAUGGCUUCGGUGGGGAAGAACAGUUUGAGCCGCCUCGAGUGUCUGAUAGUGAACAGGCGCAGGGAGGGGAGAAAGAGUCAAAGAAUCUUGAGAAAGGUAAGAUCGAAAAGGGUGAGCACAAGGAUCCGGAGAAACCCGAGGAAACAGUGGUCAUUGAAGAGAAGGUGAAAAAUAAAGAGUUGGAGCACAAGGGCCCAGAGAAGCCUGAGGAAACAGUGCCCUCUGGCUCGGCAGCUUCGAAGAGGAGCGAAGAGUUGAAGAAUGAAGACGGCUCUGAUUCUAGCGGCGGCGGUCCUGCAUUGCCAACAGUCACAAGACUGGACCAGCAAGCAUUCAAGAAAAUGAAGACCAAUGAGACCUUUGUCUCGGAGGUUGAAGUCUUAAGGUCGGAGAUGGAAUCCACAGAGCUCACUGUGGAAGGAGAAUUUGCCACGGAAGCAGACAUGAUCGAGAAAGACAUCUAUCAGAACAUCACGCUCUACUACGUUGAGCGCAGCUACAAAGCUUCGAUGAAGCCCCUUGUUGGAACGCAGAGGUAUGUUCAAGCUGUUGCAGUGAAGAGUUCAGCAUUCAGUUCUAGGCAAACUCCUACACUUGCUUUGGUGCUUUGGUUCUUCAGCAACAUCCCCAUUCGUCCCCAGUCAGUCAGGAAGAGAUCUUCGAUCGAGAUCAACCAUCGUGCGCGCAUGGAUGUGCAGGGCGGCCUCCAGGACCUUGAACUGAAACCAGGGUGUGUUCUUGGUGAAGGGGUUGAAGAAGGCCAGGUCACUGUAGUUACUGUAGGCAGUGUUGUCGUGGCUCCCUACAUGACAAGUUCCCAUUUCUCAUGUAUGUCUUGGAGGUGA
Molecule: messenger RNA, 1674 nt
Organism: Durusdinium trenchii
Lineage: Eukaryota; Dinophyceae; Suessiales; Symbiodiniaceae
Source: the annotation of a GenBank genome assembly